AUGGCACAAAACAACGUUCUCGUGCUAGGAGCACCACACAGUGGAAAAUUGAGAGCCUCAGCGAUAAUAGGGGCCGGUUUUUCAGGUGAUGGCGACUUUAGCGGUUCCCAUUCAGGACUUAUCUUCAAAAUAAAGAGACAAACAAAGUAUUUUAAGCAUGAUUUGAGCAUAAUGGUGGACGAGUAUCCCGAAAAAAGAACCAUAACUCCAAGCUGGGAGCAUUUAAAUGCCUGGAGCGACGAAUUUAUGAGCGAAGACAUGGAAGAACUACGCCGUGCACUAGAUGGUAUUGUGUUCUGCUUGAAUUUAGAUGACAAAGCCACUAUGAAAGACUUGGAGCCGACUAUAGGGGUCCUUGAGAAAAUCUAUGAGCUGCUUGGAGGCGCCGAAUGGGCGGGAUUUUUUGCGAUAGUUGGAGUUUCGAGCAGCGAGGACAACGAAAACCAUGCAAUUGUAGAAGAUGCUGCUACGAUUCGGGGAUUUGAGUAUAUAAAUUUGGAAGAGGAAGGCCAGAAUGAGUUCCGUGACAAGUUGGGGAUAGAUAGGUUAGUGGAGUUGUUCGAUACCCACGACUGGUCUGACAUUGAAACCAGCGAAGACGACGGUUUUGCAGCUAGAAAACGGAAAAUGGCCGAGUCCAUGUGCCAGCGUUUAUUAGACGACGAUGAGAAGGAUAUGAGUUCUGAAAAUGGCGUCAAUGAUGUCAAUGUUGAGGAAUUUGAAAAUGUGAUAGAGAAACUCAAGCAGGCACGAAUAAAGGCUGAGAGUAUGGAGGGUGCUGAAAGGAAUGAGUACGCACAGCAGGUCAUGGAGGAUGUUCUUCUGUACUUGUAG
This is a messenger RNA of Meyerozyma guilliermondii ATCC 6260, 834 nucleotides long. RefSeq lists its product as uncharacterized. Bases 1 to 834 code for a protein of 277 amino acids. The transcript has a single exon. The record is from RefSeq and is a predicted model, not a curated record. Gene Ontology annotation, molecular function: protein-macromolecule adaptor activity. Gene Ontology annotation, biological process: vesicle-mediated transport. NCBI's taxonomy places the organism in Eukaryota, Fungi, Ascomycota, Pichiomycetes, Serinales, Debaryomycetaceae.